This is a messenger RNA of Saccharomyces paradoxus, 240 nucleotides long. RefSeq names its product Sdh6p (gene SDH6). NCBI's taxonomy places the organism in Eukaryota, Fungi, Ascomycota, Saccharomycetes, Saccharomycetales, Saccharomycetaceae. Gene Ontology annotation, biological process: mitochondrial respiratory chain complex II assembly. The transcript has a single exon. Gene Ontology annotation, cellular component: mitochondrion. The record is from RefSeq and is a predicted model, not a curated record. Bases 1 to 240 code for a protein of 79 amino acids.
AUGCCUAAGAGACUAAGCGGGUUACAAAAGGAGGUCCUACACCUCUACAGGGCUUCCAUACGGACGGCCCAUACAAAACCAAAGGAAAAUCAAACCAAUUUUGUGAAUUAUAUUCAUGAAGAAUUUGGGAAGUAUAGAAAUUUACCGAGAAGAGACUUCACUACAAUUGAACACUUGUUGCGGGUUGGAAACAAAAAAGUUGCCACCUUUUCACACUCUGAGCUAACGAAUAUACAUUGA